CUAAUGUUGCAGAAAGUUGGGGAAAUGAAUGGAGAUAACCAGAGUGAGGACUCAGAGUUCCUGCUCCUGGGGAUCUCAGAGAGUCCUGAGCAGCAGCAAAUCCUGUUUUGGAUGUUCCUGUCCAUGUACCUGGUCACGGUGGUGGGCAAUGUGCUCAUCAUUCUGGCCAUCGGCUCUGACUCCCGCCUGCACACUCCCAUGUACUUAUUCCUGGCCAACCUUUCUUUCACUGAUCUCUUCUUUGUCACCAACAAUCCUAAGAUGCUGGUAAACCUCCAGUCACAGAACAAAGCCAUCUCCCACGCAGGGUGUCUGACACAGCUCUACUUCCUGGUCUCCUUGGUGACCCUGGACAACUUCAUUCUGGCUGUGAUGGCAUAUGACCGCUAUGUGGCCAUCUGCCGCCCCCUCCACUAUGUUACAGUCAUGAGCCCUGACCUCUGUUUCCUGCUACUCAUCUUGUGUUGGGGUCUCUCUGUCCUCUAUGGCCUCCUCCUCACUCUCCUCAUGACCAGGGUGACUUUCUGUGGGCCCUGACGGAUCCACUACAUCUUCUGUGAGAUGUACGUCCUGCUGAGGCUGGCGUGUUCCAGCACCCACAUUAUUCACACAAUGUUGGUUGCCACGGGCUGCUUCAUCUUCCUUACCCCCUUAGGGUUUAUGAUUGCAUCCUAUGUCCACAUUGUCAGAACCAUCCUUCAAAUACCUUCAGCCUCUAAAAAAUACAAAGCUUUCUCUACCUGUGCCUCCCAUUUGGGUGUGGUCUCCCUCUUUUAUGGGACACUUGCUAUGGUAUACCUGCAGCCACUCCAAACAUACUCCAUGAAGGACUCGGUAGCCACAGUGAUGUACGCUGUGGUCACGCCCAUGAUGAACCCUUUCAUCUACAGCCUGAGGAACAAGGACUUGCAUGCGGCUCUUGGAAGACUCCUAGAAAAACCUUUCCAGAGGCUGAAAGAAGGGCAAUUUUGA
Carlito syrichta (Philippine tarsier) is the source of this 972-nucleotide messenger RNA. Its product is annotated as olfactory receptor 1D5. The record is from RefSeq and is a predicted model, not a curated record. Gene Ontology annotation, biological process: G protein-coupled receptor signaling pathway. NCBI's taxonomy places the organism in Eukaryota, Metazoa, Chordata, Mammalia, Primates, Tarsiidae. Gene Ontology annotation, molecular function: olfactory receptor activity; G protein-coupled receptor activity. Gene Ontology annotation, cellular component: membrane.